Molecule: messenger RNA, 2273 nt
Organism: Siniperca chuatsi (mandarin fish)
Lineage: Eukaryota; Metazoa; Chordata; Actinopteri; Centrarchiformes; Sinipercidae
Product: CCN family member 1-like
Exons: 5
Coding region: 473-1681 (402 amino acids)
Biological process (GO): signal transduction
Cellular component (GO): extracellular region
Molecular function (GO): protein binding
Source: RefSeq, a predicted model, not a curated record
GAGACUGGCAAAGAAGGUGGCAUAAAAACAUUGUUACAACAAUAAAUACAAUACAAACAACACAACUUUCACAACGAACACAUACAGUAGAAUGUCUCGUUAGGAUGCAUAUAGAGAAGUAUGGAGUUUUAAAAGUAUUCUCAUAGAUUUAAAGCAAUAGAUAAAUAAUACAUAAUGUAUUUAGCAGCAGACAAUGUAAUGCAUUGCUUGAAUAGUAUACAAUUCAGUUUCCAGUCUAGAACAUGUAAUUAAACCAUUACCCACUUCACCAUUUAGUAUUUGUAAUCUUUCAUUACAUAGAAAUAAUAAUGAUAGAACAGUUACUUAUGGUUCCACUUUCUGAUUAUAGAACAGAUAUAAAAAUGAUAAUGACACAGUCAAAUUGUAGAGAAAGCCCUGAAAGAAUGUAGGUUAGUCUGGGUGGUUCUUGGCUCGCUGAGUGAGAGGAGAGGGGGGGGCUUUUUAUGGGCUUAUGGGAGGACACGUGGAGAAGCAUUCUUCUCAUAGUUUCGCAACACCUCUUCAGCCCGCGCAUACGUCAGAUCUGCUCGGAGUGUAUAAAAGGAGAUGGGGAGUCCAGAAGAGGGAGAGCAAGCACUCGUCAACUCACUGCCAGGUGUCAGCCUCAUGUCCGAAGGACUGUCGGUGUCCCCCAGACACCCCCAGAUGUGCAACAGGAGUCAGUCUCACGUUGGAUGGCUGUGGAUGCUGUAAAGUUUGUGCACGGCAGCUCUUUGACGACUGCAGCAGGACACAACCAUGUGACCACACGAAGGGACUGGAGUGUAACUUUGGAGGAGGAUAUGGCUCUGCUAAGGGCAUCUGUCGAGCCAAAUCAGACGGACGAACGUGUGAGUACAAUAACAAGAUUUACCAGAAUGGGGAAAUCUUCCUUCCGAACUGCAAACACCAGUGCACUUGCAUGGACGGUGCUGUUGGAUGUGUUUCCCUCUGCCCACAUGAGCUCAUGCUGCCCAAAUUGGGCUGUGCCAAGCCCAGGCGGGUCAAGGUACCGGGACGAUGCUGUGAACAAGUUGUCUGCCCUGAGGAAGCAAAGACACAGAGCUCUGUGGUAAAGAAAAACAGAAAAAAGCACAGCAAAGACGAAGACGACCUAACCCACAAGAAUGAGUUGGCUCCUGCGUGGAGAGGAGAAUCAAAGUCUUUACCUGCUUUCAGGAGUCACCCAAUGGGCCACAUGUUGGUCAGAGGGGUCAAGUGUGUGUCUCAAACCACAGCUUGGUCACCCUGCUCCAAAUCCUGUGGCACUGGAGUGUCCACCAGGCUGACCAACAGCAACACCCAGUGCAAAUUGGUAAAAGAGACUCGGCUCUGUGAAGUCCGCCCAUGCAACAAAAUGACCUUUACCAGAUCGAAGAAAGGUCAGAAAUGUAAACACACAGAAAAGGCCAGCCGUCCAGUUAAACUGUCCUACGCAGGCUGCCGCAGCCUGAAAAAGUUCCAGCCGAGGUACUGUGGGUCCUGCUCAGAUGGGCGAUGCUGCAGGCCUCACCGAACCCAGACGUCAUCUGUCCGCUUCCGAUGCAGAAAUGGAGAGAUCAUCAGCAGGAUGGUGAUGAUGAUUGAGUCUUGCAAGUGUAGCCUAAACUGCCCUGACAACAACAAAAAUACAGCUGCCCGCUACAGACUGUUUAAUGAUAUCCACAAACUGAAAAUGUAAAGUUCUGAAUUUAAGUAGAAAAGAAGACCCUUUAAGUGCUGACUGACAGAAACAUUUGCACCCUGAGGUUGCAGACUGUAGGAUGUCUGUAGGAUGAAUGUCUUGAACUAUAUUGUUCAUGAUUUUGCUUCAUAACAUUGGAGCCUUGUGGUUUUGCUUCUUUUUGAAGCAGUUUUUUUUACAUUGUGAAAAUUCUUAUUUUUCUAGUUAAACCAAAACGUGUUUUAUUUUAUACACAAACUUAACAUAUUAAAGCCUCUCUUGACAAGACAUGUCACAUGGCAACAUGGAAAUGAUGUUAAAAACUAUGGCAGCUACAGUCAUUCCACAUAUGUUGCCAUGUCUCUGUUGAUUUUCUGUACUUAUUCAUUUUAUUUAUAAGGAUUAAUAUGUCAUACUUCACUCAAUGUACUGUUUAAUGAUUUAAUCAUGGGAUUAUACAAUAAUAUUGGUUUGAUGUCCUGUUCUGUACACUCGCCUAUGUAAAAUGUUCGAAUAUGACUGAAGGCUGGAAAUGUAUGUAAGUUGGCCAAUUAACUGCCAAAUUGUCAAAUUUCUGUUUUAAUUUUUCACAAAUAAACACAUAGAACAA